AUGUCCUUAGAGGACAUAGUGAAGAGUUUGGCGACUAGUACACAAGCUUUCCAACAAGAGACAAAAUCAAGCAUAAAGAACUUAGAGAAACAAGUUUCACAGCUUGCUACUUCCGUAAGCAAAUUAGAAUCUCAAGGAAAUUUACCUGCACAAACUGAAACAAACCCAAGGCACAACAUGUGUGCCAUCACAUUGAGAGGCGGAAAGAGCUAUGAUGGUCCAAAAGUGUCGGUUGAUCAAAAGGAAGAAGAAAUAGUGGUCGAAGAGGCAACCAAAGAAGAGAAGAAGGAAGAGAAAACAAUCGAAAAGAAGCCCUUCAUCACUGAGUCUAAAGCCACACCUGCUGCAUUUCCCAAAAGAUUAAAGAGCACGAAGAAAGAACGGGAGGGGAAUGAGAUCAUGCAAAUUCUCAAGAGAGUUCAAAUCAACAUUCCACUCCUCGAGGCCAUCAAGAAGGUACCUCGAUAUGCAAGGUUCGAUAAGGAUCUUUGUGUAUCUAAAAAGAAAUUAAAAGGAAAUCAAGUCGUAACAAUUGGGGAACAUGUAUCCGCGGUUUUGCAAAAGAGGAUGCCCCCGAAGUGCAAGGAUCCCGGAACAUUAAGCAAAACUGGUGUGAUCAUCCAACUUGCCGACCGGUCUUUGGUACACCCAAAGGGUGUACUAGAGGACGUGUUAGUGCAAGUCGAUGAAUUUAUCUUCCCGGCUGAUUUUUAUGUCUUAGAUAUGGGAGAUGAUGACUCUCCAAUUAUCAACUUCAAUGUUCAUGAAGCAAAAAAAGUUCCGUCCGAGGUUCAAUCCGUCAAUUUUGUGAAUUUGAUCGAGCCCUUAACUAAAAAGGGUUUAAGUUUGUCUAACAAUGAAUUUCUAGAGUUAGUUUUGCAAGGAAAACUUGACAGGGACAAAGCCAAAGAGCUUGCAAAGGAGGUCGAUAUGGACAAUGAGGUGUUGGAGAGUUUGGAGUUUAUUGAUGACAAGAAGCAUGUGAGGAGUGAUGAUAUAAAACCCAAGCCAUCCACCAAAGUCAAAAUCCUUCUACCGGUGGAACAAGCACUAGAUCCGGGAGCAAAAUCUCCACCGGACCCUUUAAAGCUAAUACGUGUCGAGAAGGAGAGCACUCAACCGGUCAUCAACUCAAAUAAACUAUCGAAGAAGGAAGAGAGUGAGUUGAUAACCAUGCUGAACAAAUACCAAAAAAGGAUUGAGUGGACAAUCUCUGAUAUUAAAAGGUUAAGUCCUUUUUGGUUUAUGCGCAAAAAGAAAGCCAAAGGAAGGUUGAAGGUUCCGUUGAAGGAGGUGGCAAGAAGAUUGAUGUGUUGGGGAGGCCCACAUACUUAG
Lactuca sativa (garden lettuce) is the source of this 1335-nucleotide messenger RNA. The record is from RefSeq and is a predicted model, not a curated record. NCBI's taxonomy places the organism in Eukaryota, Viridiplantae, Streptophyta, Magnoliopsida, Asterales, Asteraceae.